Molecule: messenger RNA, 234 nt
Organism: Thelazia callipaeda (thelaziosis nematode)
Lineage: Eukaryota; Metazoa; Nematoda; Chromadorea; Rhabditida; Thelaziidae
Source: the annotation of a GenBank genome assembly
AUGCCAUCAUAUAAGUUGUAUUAUUUUGAUUUAAUGGGAAGAGCAGAGGUCAUUCGUUUAAUAUUUGCACAAGCUGAAGUACCGUAUGAAGAUAUUCGUUUUAAUAAAGAAGACUGGGCAACUCAUUACAAACCAAUGAUGCCAUUUGGUCAGGUGCCAGUUUUGGAUGAAGAUGGUAAACUCUUAUCUCAAUCCACUGCUAUUGCUUUAUAUUUGGCUAGAAAAUUUGGUUAG